Molecule: messenger RNA, 1818 nt
Organism: Malassezia pachydermatis
Lineage: Eukaryota; Fungi; Basidiomycota; Malasseziomycetes; Malasseziales; Malasseziaceae
Product: adp atp carrier receptor
Exons: 1
Coding region: 1-1818 (605 amino acids)
Molecular function (GO): protein binding
Source: RefSeq, a predicted model, not a curated record
AUGACGUCGAACGCAUCCGCGAACAGUCUUGCGCGUUGGAUCCAAGAAAACCGCUUUGCGGUGGUAGCCGUUGCUGCGACGGCGGCCGUGGCCAGUGCUGCUGGUGCAUACUACCUGUCAGGCACUCGUUCUGUGGCAAAGGAUUCUUCCAGCACGAAGACAGCAUCGAGCAGCAGCUCGAAGAAGAAGCGCUCCAAGAAGUCGAAGAAGGCAAAGUCAAGUGCCUCGACCACGUCGGAUGGCCCGCUUCUUGACGAUGCGAGUGACGAAUCACUUGCGAACCUGAGCGAAGCGGAGAUCAAGCGUUUGCCGCAGGAGCGUCGCGAGGCUGUGGCGCAGUACCUCAAGGGCCUGGGCAACAAGGCGUACACGGACAAGAAGUAUGAAGAUGCUAUUGCCAAGUAUACCAAGGCGAUUGCUGCCGCACCAUCGGCCGUGUUCUUUAGCAACCGUGCUGCGUGCUACUCGAACCUGGGUCGCCCGGAGAAGGUGAUCGAGGACUGCAACGAAGCGCUGAAGCUGGAGCAUGCAUACGUCAAGGCGCUGAACCGCCGUGCUGUGGCGACCGAGCAGCUGGGCGAGAAGGCGGAGGAGCCGGGCGAGGAAGGCGACAAGGCUCGCGCUUAUCUCACGCAGAGUCUCUCUGACUUUACGGCCGUGGCCAUUCUGGGUCAGUUCCGUGAUUCGAAUGCCACCUCGAGUGUCGAGCGUGUGCUGAAGAAGCUGGCAUCUGGCAAGGCGAAGCAGAUUAUGGCGACGCGUGAGCCGCGUCUGCCAAGCCCGACGUUUGUGACGGCGUACUUUGAGGCGUUCCGUCCUUCGUCGCCGCCCAAGAUCCACGACGAUGCAUCGCAGGGUGACAAGACGUUGCAGAAGGCCUUUGAGGCGCAGGCUGCACGCAACUACACGCAUUCGUUCACGCUGGUGAGCGAGGCAAUUGAGCAGGGUCUCUCGACCAAGGAGCUGGAGGCCACAGCGCUCAACCUGCGUGGCACGUACUACUUCGUGAUUGGCCUUGCGCAGCGUGCGUUGGACGACUUGGACCGUAGCACGGAGCUGUGUGACGACUAUGUGCAGAGCUGGGUCAAGAAGGCGAGUGUGCAUAUGGAGCUGGGCGACAAGGAUGCCGCGUUCAAGGACUUUGAGAAGGCCAUUGCCAUCCAGCCAGAGGACCCUGACAUUUACUACCACCGUGGCCAGGUCAACUUUAUUCUGGGCGACUUUGACGCGGCGAUUGCCGACUACGAGAAGUCGACGUCGCUGGACGACAAGUUCAUUUUCUCCCAGGUGCAGCACGCCGUGGCGAACUACAAGCUGGGCAACAUUGCGCGCAGCACAGCAGCGUUCCGUCGUAUCCUCAAGACGUUCGAGAACGCGCCGGAGUCGUACAACUACUACGGUGAGCUGCUCCUCGACCAGCAGCGCCAUGAAGACGCUGUGGCGAACUUCGACAAGAGUAUCGCCCUGGAGCGUGCCAAGCCCAACAGCACGAAUGUGCUCCCGAUGAUCAACAAGGCCCUGGUGCUCUUCCAGUGGAAGCAGGAUCUCACGGGUGCCGAGCAGUUGUGCCGUGAUGCGCUGAAGAUCGACCCUGAAUGCGAUGUGGCCGUCGCGACGCUGGCGCAGCUGAGCCUGCAGCAGAGCAAGAUUCCCGAGGCGAUUGAGUACUUCCGUCGCUCGGCGGAGAUUGCACGCACAGAGCCUGAGCUUAUCAAUGCGAUCACGUACGAGUACGCCUCGCGCGCGCAGCUGCAGUUCAUCCGCGACUACCCUGAGCAAGGUGCGGCUCUGAGCCAGAUGGCCAGCUCUCUUAUGUAA